Vicugna pacos (alpaca) is the source of this 644-nucleotide messenger RNA. RefSeq names its product interleukin 4 (gene IL4). NCBI's taxonomy places the organism in Eukaryota, Metazoa, Chordata, Mammalia, Artiodactyla, Camelidae. Gene Ontology annotation, cellular component: extracellular region. Gene Ontology annotation, biological process: positive regulation of DNA-templated transcription; immune response; negative regulation of inflammatory response. Gene Ontology annotation, molecular function: growth factor activity; interleukin-4 receptor binding. The record is from RefSeq and is a predicted model, not a curated record.
UUUCACAGGAACAUUUUACCUGUUUCUGUGAGGCAUUUUUUCUCCUGGAAGAGACAAGCUGAUUGGCCCCAAAUGACUGACAACUUGGUGUAACGAAAAUUUCCAAUGUAAACUGAUUUUCCCUCAGUUUCAGCAAUUUUAUAUCUAUAUAUAGAGAUAUCUUUGUCAGAAUUGCAUUGUUAGCUUCUCCUGGUAAACUAAUUGCCUCACAUUGUCAGGGCAAAUAGAAAUCUAUUAAUGGGUCUCACUUCCCAACUGAUCCCAACCCUGGUCUGCUUACUGGUUUGUACCAGCAACUUUGCCCACGGACACAAGUGUGAUAUCACCUUGCAAGAGAUCAUCAAAACGCUGAACACCCUCACUGCGAGAAAGAAUUCGUGCAUGGAGCUGACUGUAGCAGACGUCUUUGCUGCCCCAAAGAACACGACUGAGAAGGAAACCUUCUGCAAGGCGGCAACUGCUCUUCGGCACAUCUACAGACACCACAACUGCUUGAGCAAACACCUGAGCGGACUUGACAGGAACCUCAGCGGCCUGGCAAACACGACCUGUUCUGUGAAUGACUCCAAGAAGAGCACAUUGAGAGACUUCUUGGAAAGGCUAAAGAAGAUUAUGAAGGAGAAAUACUCAAAAUGUUGAAGCUG